Molecule: messenger RNA, 1920 nt
Organism: Menidia menidia (Atlantic silverside)
Lineage: Eukaryota; Metazoa; Chordata; Actinopteri; Atheriniformes; Atherinopsidae
Source: the annotation of a GenBank genome assembly
AUGAGAAAGGUGGCUUUGCUCCUAAUUGUGCUGCUCGGCGUUGCACAUUUCGCCACUGUCAGCAGAUGCGAAGACGAUGUUGAAGAAGACAAGGAGGGGGCCGACGAAGAAGACGGUGACGACGACGAGGACGAAGAGAGUGACGAGGAAGAUGACACGGAGGUGAAGGAGGAGAACGGAGUGCUGGUGCUCACCGACGGCAACUUUGACAUCUUCAUGGAGGGCAAAGACACGGUUCUGGUGGAGUUCUACGCUCCGUGGUGUGGUCACUGCAAACAGUUUGCCCCGGAGUACGAGAAAAUAGCUCAGGCCCUCAAAGAAAAUGACCCUCCUAUUCCCGUGGCCAAAGUGGACGCCACAGUGGCCACGGCGGUGGCGAGCAGGUUCGACGUGUCGGGAUACCCCACCAUCAAGAUCCUGAAAAAGGGCGAGGCUGUGGACUAUGAUGGAGACCGGACAGAGAAGGCCAUUGUGGAGCGGGUGAAGGAGGUGUCCCACCCGGACUGGAAGCCGCCCCCCGAGGCCACGCUGGUGCUGACGAAGGACAACUUUGACGACACCGUCGACAACGCAGACAUCAUCCUGGUGGAGUUCUAUGCUCCAUGGUGUGGACACUGCAAGCGUCUGGCUCCAGAGUACGAGAAGGCGGCCAAGGAGUUGAGCAAGCGCUCUCCUCCCAUUCCGCUGGCCAAGGUGGACGCCACGGUGGAGCCGGACCUGGCCUCGCGCUUCGGCGUCACCGGCUAUCCCACCCUGAAGAUCUUCCGCAAGGGCAAGGCCUUCGACUACAACGGCCCCAGAGAGCAGUACGGCAUCGUGGAGCACAUGAGUGAGCAGGCGGGGCCUCCCUCCAAGCAGGUCCAGGCGGCCAAACAGGUGCAGGAGCUCAUCAAGGACGGUGACGACGCGGUCAUAGUCGGCGUGUUCACCAACGAGCAGGACGCAGCCUACGAGAGCUACGUCGAAGCCUGUAACUCUCUGAGAGAGGACUUCACCUUCCGUCACACGUUCAGCUCUGAGGUGGCCAAACUGCUGAAGGCUUCUCCUGGUCAGAUUGUCGUCGCUCAGCCUGAGAAGUUCCACUCAAAGCACGAGCCGACAUCUCACAAGCUCACAGUCAAGGAUUCCACAUCAGUGUCAGAGGUGCAGGAGUUUUUCAAGAAACAUUCCAUUCCUCUGGUGGGUCACAGAAAACCCAGCAACGAUGCCAAACGCUACGGCAAAAGGCCCAUGGUGGUGGUUUACUAUGGGGUCGACUUCAGCUUUGACUACAGGAAAGCUACGCAGUUCUGGAGGUCCAAGGUGCUGGAGGUGGCCAAAGACUUCCCCGAGUACACGUUCGCCAUCGCCGACGAGGAGGACUACGCCGAGGAGCUGAAGAGCCUCGGCCUCAGCGACAGCGGAGAGGAAGUGAAUGUGGGAAUUAUGGGAGACGGAGGCAAAAAGUUUGCCAUGGAUCCGGAAGAGUUCGACUCGGAGGUGCUGAGAGAUUUUGUCAUAGCUUUUAAGAAAGGGAAGCUGAAGCCCAUCAUCAAGUCUCAGCCCUUGCCAAAGAACAAGGGACCAGUGAAGGUCGUGGUGGGAAAAAACUUUGACGAUAUCGUCAUGGAUACCCAGAAAGACGUCCUCAUCGAGUUUUAUGCCCCGUGGUGCGGGCACUGUAAGAAACUGGAGCCUGAUUACUUGGCUCUCGCCAAAAAGUACAAAGGCGAAAAGAACCUGGUGAUCGCCAAGAUGGACGCCACCGCCAACGACGUGCCACACGACAGCUACAAAGUGGAGGGCUUCCCCACAAUAUACUUUGCCCCAAGUAACAGCAAGCAGAGCCCAGUCAAAUUAGAGGGAGGCGACAGAACGGUUGAAGGGCUCAGCAAGUUCCUGGAAAAGCACGCCACAAAGCUACAGAAGGACGAGCUUUGA